Messenger RNA from Aegilops tauschii subsp. strangulata, 6373 nucleotides. The record is from RefSeq and is a predicted model, not a curated record. Lineage: Eukaryota; Viridiplantae; Streptophyta; Magnoliopsida; Poales; Poaceae.
GGCUGUCCAUUCGGUGAUCCGGUUGCCUGAGGAAACCAGAGAGCCCUCGAGGAGUCCAUCUUCCCCAAUCGAAACAACCCGCUGCUUGGCCGAAGCAGACCGCUUACGCAGCAGAUUCUGCGCGCUCCGGCGGCCCCCGCCACCUCCGGCGACAUCUACGUGCUCCUCUCGACCUCCUCCACAAAUCCCCUUUGCUUGGUUGGUCCGCCUCCAGCCCUCCACGUAUAUCGACGACACCACCAAUCCCUACUUGUCGCCGCCCUCCUUAGUCGUUGACAUCGCAGGAGUGGCGUUCUGCGGCGUCGCUUCUUCUCCAUCUCCCUCAAUCAUCGCGUUCCUCAGCCGAUCCAGAAGCCUCUAGAAGCGUCCCGAGCGCCGAAUCCCGCGGCCAUGGCGGAGAGGCUGGCACCCGAGAAGCGCCAUGCCUUCGUCCACAAUGGGCAGAAGGUUUUCGAAUGGGACCAGUCGCUGGAGGAGGUGAACAUGUACAUCGAGCUCCCCAAGAACGUGCCCACCAAGCUGAUUCAGUGUGUGAUCCAGGCCGGCCACGUUGAGGUCGGCAUUCGCGGCCACCCGCCCUACCUCAACCAUGACCUUAUGCACCCCGUGAAGACCGAUUCGUCUUUCUGGACGAUAGAGGACGGUGAAUUGCAUAUCACUCUGCAAAAAAGGGAAAAGGGGAAAACAUGGGCAUCUCCAAUAAAAGGCCAAGGUAGCUUAGAUCCAUAUGCUGCAGACCAGGAACAGAAACGGCUUAUGCUGCAAAGGUUUCAAGAAGAGAGCCUGAUGUCAAUUGGAUUGGUACUGCAAUGCAAUAAUGUCUCAAGUCAGAUUACAGAAAUGGUCGAGAGAACUCUGAUUUUGGUCUUGCUCUGCUGUGUACACUGAACAUUGGUUCUCUGAUCCUUCCUGGCAAAUAUAGCAAUUGUAGGGUUUGGAAAUUAUCCAAAUGAGCUGGCUAUAGGAUUACAGGCCUUGUUUGUAUGGGACACUAUUGGUGGUUAUCUAAUAGUGAUCUUGCUUAUCAUGCAUCCAUGUGUUUGUGUUAUAUUGCAAAUAGGCAAUCUCACAUUAUACAUUGGCCUUGCACAUGGUAGUAUCAGCCAUUUUGCCAAACAUUUUAGAAACCAAACACCUAUGAUUUAUUGUCCACUUGUCAUGAUGAGAAAAACAUAAGAGUUACUGAAAAAGUUAUUGUCUUGUUUUAAGAAAGUGUAGCUGCUAGUUGAAACUACUAACACUCAUGCAGGAUUCUUGUUGCAAACUGGAGUUUUAUGAGUCAGUACUGUCGUGGUAUUCUCACGGGGGGCUUGCGAGUCGACAGAUGCCACAAGGGCUUAGUGUGAGGGUAAGACUGCUGCUGAUAGGCCCGGGAGCGGGUAUGCGAGUAGCACGCGCUAGUUUACCCAGGUUCGGGGCUCUCCGGAGAGAUAAUACCCCUACUCCUGCAUGUCUGAGUAUAGUAUAUCUGGGGUGUACAUCGGACAGUACACGGUGCUCCUGGAGCUGUAUCUGAGAUCAGUAGCAAUGAGAGCUAGCUAGCUAGUGUGGCACAUGUGCCCGGCCAUGUGUGGCCGAACGAGUAUGUGUACUCAUACGUGUGUGUGGAUGGAUGGAUGGCUAGCUAGCUUGCUAGCUUGCUUGAGUGUGGGUGCACUGAGAGUCCAUCCUCCUGGAUGGAUGGAUGAGGCCUCCUUCUAUAGUGUGAGGUAGCUUAGGAUGUAAGCUAGGUAGUGGCAUGGGCUAGGCAUGGUGGGGUGUCACACUUGUCCCCUGGGUCACUUCAUAAAUAGUGCCCAGGGACAAGUGUCACUGUACAUGAUGGCUGGGGUGUCGCGUGUACAGUGCUCAGGUACAUUCGUCUUGUCGGUGUCGGGUCGGGAUGCAGUCGGCAGCCGGCUGGUCGGCGCAGUCGGUAGCCGGCAGCCGGCCGGGCAGAGCAGUCAGACGGGGAGCCGGCAGGAGCAGCCGGGCAGUCGGACUGAGGGGCUUUGCUACCCCCGAUGUCUUGAAUUAUUGUCUCGCCGUCUUCGGGGUAUCCGUGGCCAAUUACUCCGACAGUAGCCCCCAAGCCUCCGGGCAACUUGGCAAAGUUGGGCGGAGAUUUUUUGGCGGGUGUUUCAUGGAAAUGAUCAUGCAAAAGACAAAGUUAGUUCACCCAGAUAUAUCAAAUGAUUGCUUUUAGCACUGCAAGUUUUAUGCGGAGGGUGCCGACUCGGUUUCGUCCGAGCCCCCUUCAAUCUCUUUCAUGUUCCCUCCACUCUUUGGCUUGCUCUCGCUUGUCGGACAGCCGCUCUGCGGUAUGUGGCUGAGAGUGGGCCGCGGAGUGGAGUGUACAAUACUCAGAUUCUGGGAGCGAAUUUAACCUUGCAGAUACUCGUAAAGGAAAUGACCGGGUCGCCCGAACAAUUUUUCUUCCCUGAUGUUUUCUGCGUGGGUGGCCUCCAGCGUUCACUCUUGCCAGCCGGACAGCCGCUCUGCUGUCUGUGACUGAGAGUGGGCCUUUGGUACCGCGCACGCUACUACGCCGUCUGCGGGAACUAACGUCUCAGGCCAAGCGGCCAGCCCCCGAGCCAACUCUGGCUAGCGCCGGGGCGAACAGUGAUGCAACUGUAAUAAAAUGCGGAGAUGGUCCCCCGAGCAUCGCUCGAGGUUAUCCGUGUUUUCGCGGUGCAAAAAUAUGCGGAUGAGGAGCUCACAUUGAUUUUCGUGUAGCCGAGGCGGAGUUUGAAGGCAGCCGGCGCAGCUCAACGCUUGCUGAGCGCGUCGGCGCACCCACUGGAUGUAGCCUUCGGGCCUCCGGGUGCUCGAAGGGGGGUCCCGGCCGGUCAGGCUCGACCGGCCAGGCGUCGAGGCGUCUUGCAGCGCCCUUUUUCUUCUUCUGCCGGCUGCCAGCCGGACAAAACUCUUCUCUUGUCUCUUGUUUUUGUCUCUUGCAAUCUUUCGUGGGGGCGCGCCAGCGCAUCCACUGGGUGUAGCCCCCGAGAUUUGGGCCGACUGCUGAGCAGUCGGGCCGGAUCUCCCGGCGACUACCUCGUCUUCUUUCUCGAGGGGGCGCGUCAGCGCAUCCUCUGGAUGUAGCCCCCGAGAUUCGGGUCGACUGCUGAGCAGUCGGGCCGGAUCUCCCGGCAACUACUUUGUCUUCUUCCUUGCGGGGGCGCGUCAGCGCACCCGCUGGGUGUAGCCCCCGAGAUUCGGGCCGAGGCUCGAUCGGCCAGGCGUCGAGGCGAACAGGCAGCCGUGCCGGCGCUCUUGCUGGCCAGAUAUUGAAGCAGGCAGGUAGACCGGGUCGCGUCUAGCUGCCCGAGUGGCGAAGCAGGCGGACGGACAGACGGACGUUUUCUCUUUUCUUCUCUUUCUAUCCGGCUCCACGCGGGAGUCGGACCCUUCUUUUUUCUUUUGCUUCUUGGGCAGCCGGCUUCACUUUUCUUUGGGCAGCCGACCCACCUUUUUUUCUUUCUUCUAGCACCCGGCUUCUCUUUUUUUUAGCCGGACGCGGGUUCUCUUUUUUCAGCCAGCCGUAGCAGCCGGACUCUUCUUCUUUCCCUCCAGCCGGGUCUUUCUUCAACUUUCUGUUCUUUCUUUGUCUUUUUCUUUCUUUUCCUUAACCCGGAAACUCUUUCCAGCCGGCCCCUUCUCUCUUCUCGAACAGCCGGCUGGGGCGUGACCCGACGGGUGAGCCACAGCGCGUGCAUGAAGCCGGCUGGUGGCAAGCCGGCUGCGGGAGCAGGCGGGCGCGGCGAGGCCGGCCGGCGCAGGAGCCGGCGGUGUUGCGUGAGGCGGUAGGGAGCCGCAGCCGGCGCAGCGGGCGACACGGCAGUGAGGUCGGAUGAAGGCGGACGCGUGUGGCCGAGCCGGCGCGGGGAGGCGUCGGGGCACCGCAGCCGGCGCAGCGGGACCGGAGCAGGCGGCCACGGGCGCGGGGGAGCCGGCGACGGGCGGAGCCGGGCCCGGGGCAGCCGGAGACGGGCGGAGGAGCAGCCGGCACGGGGGAGGCCGGCCAGGCGAGGUGGACUCGGCGGCAGCCACCCGGCCGGCGCGCGGGAGGCGGCAGCGGCAACCCGGACGAGCGGCGCACACGGCGAGCGCCGGAGCCGGCGGGGGGCACGCGAGGCGCGCGGAGCCGGCAGCGGACCGACAGGGCGGAGGCGAGCCGGCGAGGGCCCGGAGCCGGCUGGCGCGGAGCACCCAGCAGCCGGCAGGGGCCCGGAGCCAGCCGGUGCGUGGACGGACAGCCGUGGCAGUCCGGCGCGGACGGGCUUGAAGGAGGACGGGGAGGCGCGCGCGGGGCCAGGAGGGCGACGUCAACGCGACGAGGCAGCGCGCGCCCGCGCGUGGGGGCGCUUGGCGGCGGCGAUGCAGGAGCGCCGGGACGCUGCGAACGGAGCAGCGUUGCGGGGGCGGCCGAAGCCUACGGGGCGACGGGGAGCCUCGGGGGGCAGCAGCACCAGGAUGUGGGGCUCGCGCGCGAGCGCAGAGAAGGGGUGCAGGCGCGCGGACGGCGGAAGCACCGGCGCGGUCGGCCGCGGCGCUCGCAGGCUUCAGCGGUUGCAGGAGCAAGCAUGCAGCUGGCAAUAGUAGCAGCAAACCAGCGCCAUUGUCUGGGCGUGGUCUGAAUGUUAUCUGAUGCGUGUACAAGACACGUAUGGCCAUAAUCUGACUAGUAUAUGGCCAUUGUCUCGCUUGCAUCAGGGAAGUGUUUUGGGUGGUGUAUGACUAUGGUUGACUUGCAUCUAGCUAGUUAGCGCAGAUGAUAUAUGGAGUAGCGAACGCCCGUUCCGGCCGGAGCAAAGCACAGGCAGAGGGGAGCGGAUGCAAGCGGCGCGUGGAUGGACACGGCCGACCGAAGCGAGGCCCCGCGCGCGCGGUUAAAUGGCCGGCGUCGCAACGGUGGUGAUGACGAUGGCGAGGCCGACAGCGAGGACGCGCCGCCCCUCGCGGUCGCUCCGGGGGCGUGUCGAUCCCGGGCCCCCGAGCGCUAUCGGAGAGACGACGGCGACGUCGCGUCGGAGAUGACGAAGAUGGUCCCGCCCGGACUGUGAAACCAGCAGCAGCGUGGUAGCAUAGUAGUAGUACCACACCACGGUGGGCGCCAACUGUCGUGGUAUUCUAAGGGGGGCUUGCGAGUCGACAGAUGCCACAAGGGCUUAGUGUGAGGGUAAGACUGCUGCUGAUAGGCCCGGGAGCGGGUAUGCGAGUAGCACGCGCUAGUUUAUCCAGGUUCGGGGCUCUCCGGAGAGAUAAUACCCCUACUCCUGCAUGUUUGAGUAUAUCUGGGGUGUACAUCGGACAGUAUACGGUGCUCCUGGAGCUGUAUCUGAGAUCAGUAGCAAUGAGAGCUAGCUAGCUAGUGUGGCACAUGUGCCUGGCCAUGUGUGGCCGAACGAGUAUGUGUACUCAUACGUGUGUGUGGAUGGAUGGAUGGCUAGCUAGCUUGCUAUCUUGCUUGAGUGUGGGUGCAUGAGAGUCCAUCCUCCUGGAUGGAUGGAUGAGGCCUCCUUUUAUAGUGUGAGGUAGCUUAGGAUGUAAGCUAGGUAGUGGCAUGGGCUAGGCAUGGUGGGGUGUCACACUUGUCCCCUGGGUCACUUCAUAAAUAGUGCCCAGGGACAAGUGUCAUUGUACAUGAUGGUUGGGGUGUCGCGUGUACAGUGCUCAGGUACAUCAGUCUUGUCGGUGUCAGGUUGGGAUGCAGUCGGCAGCCGGCUGGUUGGCGCAGUCCGCAGCCGGCUGGUCGGCGCAGUCGGCAGCUGGCAGCCGGCCGGGCAGAGCAGUCGGACGGGGAGCCGGCAGGAGCAGCUGGGCAGUCGGACUGAGGGGCUUUGCUAGCCCCGAUGUGUUGAAUUAUUGUCUCGCCGUCUUCGGGUAUCCGUGGCCAAUUACUCUGAUAAGUACUAUUCUAAAGAAAAUAUACUUGGUUAACAACCAUAUGACAUGCUGGCGUAGCUUUAUACCGGUGCUUUAUCCAUCAUUAAAUAUAACUGGCCAUUGGGUCAGUGCUAUAAAUCUUCUGCAACUUUGUCCAUUAACAGUUUAAAAGUACAUAUAUUUACUACAUAAGUAGUGCCAGAUUACCUUGCAAAAAUACUUCUGUAAUCUGUAUUAUUAUUAUCAUUUCGACCAGGAUACUACAAUAGAAAUUCAAUCAAAGUCUUGCAUAGGAAACUGAAUAGGAAAAGACCAACAUACAUUUGUGAAUGGAUGUUGUGUGUGUUUUUGAGUUACCUAUGGCAUGUGCAUUAACGUUGCCCUUCAUAUCUAUGUUAUGUGUAUGCAGAAUCCAGGGUUUGAUUUUUCGCAGGCUCAGUUCAGUGGUACCUGCCCUGACCCAAGGACCUUCAUGGGUGGAAUUCACACUGAUUGAAGAAGCUCAGCU